UUGCUUGACUCAGGUGCAUUGAGACAUAUGUCAUCCUAUCAUGAUCUGUUCCAAGAUUUCGUCAACAUCAUGCUGAAACACAUUACAACCACUGACAAACACACCUUCAAGGCCACUGGCAAAGGGAAUAUUAUGAUUACACUGCCAAAUGCAAGUCAAGCAUGUGAAUACUCCUCAAAGAUGUCCUAUAUGCACCGAAGAUGGGCAUAA
Molecule: messenger RNA, 210 nt
Organism: Suillus subaureus
Lineage: Eukaryota; Fungi; Basidiomycota; Agaricomycetes; Boletales; Suillaceae
Exons: 1
Source: RefSeq, a predicted model, not a curated record